Messenger RNA from Eupeodes corollae, 3116 nucleotides. RefSeq names its product ras-specific guanine nucleotide-releasing factor RalGPS1 (gene RalGPS). NCBI's taxonomy places the organism in Eukaryota, Metazoa, Arthropoda, Insecta, Diptera, Syrphidae. The transcript has 8 exons. The record is from RefSeq and is a predicted model, not a curated record. Gene Ontology annotation, biological process: Ras protein signal transduction; positive regulation of GTPase activity. Bases 639 to 2744 code for a protein of 701 amino acids. Gene Ontology annotation, molecular function: guanyl-nucleotide exchange factor activity. Gene Ontology annotation, cellular component: plasma membrane.
AAUAAGUAAAAUUCUAGCAUCGUGCGGAUUAGGUUAUCCGUUCCGUCAGCUUGCGUCGUCGGGUUGGGUUUUUGCAAAUCCCACAAAAAUAGUUUAUAGUUUUCUUUUUGUUCAUCGUCGUGAAGUUUCCUUUUUUUAUUUUUAAUUAUUAUUUUAUUUUGUUCAUUUUAUAAUUUAAUUAAUGUCACAACAAAACGAAAAUAUCAACUCAGCUGGAAGUGCAAUUUAAAUAAUUAAAACAAAUAGAAAUCAAAAAAGAAAAGAAAAUAGAAAAAUAAAAAAUAAAAAUACAAAAUAAAAUUUGCCCAGAGUGAAGUGAAGUUAAAAAAUCAAAAUUCUCGUUCUUGUCCUGAAAAAAAAAGAAGAAAAUUCAAAUCAAAUUUCGGGUGUUCUGGUGUGAAAAUUAAAAAAAAGAAAAAUCGAAAGAAAAGUGAAAAAUAAUCAAGAAUAAAAUAGUUAAAUAAACGCGAAAAACAAAGGAAUAUCAUCACAAGAAGUCCCACAAAAAAUUCGGGGGAGCUUCAAAAAAAAACUAUACACGACAAAGCAUUUACACAACCCAGUAAAAAAGAUCCAGCAGCAAACUGUUGUCCUUAUAUUCAAAUCUCCACAUAAAUUCUGGAAAUGCAUUGAAUGCCAUGAUGCGCUACUCGGAAAUCUCCCGAGAUCUAUCCUCGGAUAGUCUUAAAUUUGUCGAGCAGCCACAUGCAGAAGAAUACAUUUACAAGAAUUUACGUGACGAAUCCCCACCGAGUGAUAUCUCAACACACAGUGGUCCAUUGUUGAGUAAAUCAUGCCACCAUCAGAAUCAAAUCGGUGGCAGUUAUAUUGCCAACAAUCGUCUGUCGUAUGGUUCGUCGACGACACCACGACAAAAAAAGGACAAAAGCCUACCGUCGAGUGCUACCAAGGAAAGGGAAUUCGAGAGAAUUCCCUCGAAAACGCUAAAUGCAAAAGGUUCGAGGAGGAAAAGUUCAAUUGGUUCGGCAUGUUUGAAUGCAAUGUCAACUUCUCCUGGUUCAGGGUGCUAUUAUUGUUAUGGAUCAACACCACCUGGAAAGACACAAAGUCUUCCACUUAACUCAUCUAUCAAGAAUUACGAUUCGGUUAUAUUGAAUGCCCUUCGAGUAACCGCCGAAGAAUUGGCCAAUCAGAUCACACUCCUGGACUUCCCUGUAUUCGCUGCCAUUCAACCAGACGAAUUGACCAGCUGUGCAUGGACCAAAAAAGACAAACACAAUGUCACUCCAAAUAUUGUUGCAUUUACUAAACGAUUCAAUCACACCAGCUUCUGGACGGUGCAGGAAAUUUUAAGCGGUGAUCUUCCCAAACAGAGAGCCGAAAUUUUAACACAUUUUAUCAAGGUUGCCAAAAAGCUUUACGAACUAAAUAACUUACAUUCGCUGUUCGCCAUAAUAUCGGCAAUGCAAAGUGCCAGCAUAUAUCGCCUCAAAAAGACUUGGUCAUGUCUCUCGAAGAAAGAUAAACAAACCUUCGAUCGAUUGGCAGAUGUUUUUAGUGAUCAAAAGAAUUGGGCAAAUUUGCGUGAGUAUUUGGAGAGCCUCCGAUUGCCGUGCAUCCCAUAUUUGGGACUCUUCCUUACCGACUUGAUUUACAUCGAUCUGGCACAUCCCCAUUCGGGUGGUUUGGAGCCAGAACAACGACGCAAUAAAAUGAAUAACAUUCUGAGGGUCAUAUCGAAUUACCAACAAUCGGAUUACACACAUCUUGUGCCAAUUGAUGCAUCACAAAAGUACCUCCAGUCGAUUAGGUACAUUGAAGAGUUGCAAAAUAUUUUUGAAGAGGAUCAAUAUAAGAAAUCUCUCAACUUGGAGCCAUCCUCUUCGGGGCCAAGUUCAUCAUCAUGCAGCUCGAAGGAAUCAUUUAAUGUUGAUGCAGCCGCACCAGCUCUUGCCUGUUUAAAUCUCUCACCCGCCAAAACAAUGGGUUCUGUGCGCAUAGCGAACGGAGCUAAAUUCAUUCCAGGCCAUAGGAAAUGCCGAAGCUUAGGCUCAAAAUUUCGUAGCACAAGUUUGCCGCGAAAUUUUUAUCAAAAGUGCAACUGCCCCAUUAUGAUGAUUGCGCCCGGAAUUGGUACGAUCUCAAAUAAGCGAUGCAAAUGCCGUAUAUUUGGCAAGAUCUCAAAUGGUCAUGUUGAUGUUACUACAAAUCACCUUACACCCGAUCCGAAUGCCGAUCACAGUGUUUUAAGUCAACCACGACAUCUGCUUGACGAUUCAGUUCUUGAAGAUGGCAGUUAUGCUCUCGGCUCUGCAGCAGAAACAACAUCGACUGAAAGCUCCGAAGGAGUGUGUCAUCGGGAUGCAUCUGAUGUGACUGAAUUAUGUGCCGCCGAAUCGUUAAGCUUCCAAGGUUGUGUUCGAAGGAAAACUGUUUUGAAAGAGGGUCGAAAGCCAGCUGUGGCUUCAUGGCAACGUUAUUGGCUACAAAUUUGGGCCAGUUCACUUGUCUACUUCCCACCAAAAUCUUUCAAAGGUAGCGAACGUUCGGAUUUCAAAAGGGAGCCGUGCAAAGUUUGUCCCUUGGACGGAUGGUGUGCACAGGUGCUGGACAAUCCAAAACACAAGAAUUCAUUUGAACUUUUCAACCCAGCCCACGGAACAGUCUACAGAUUUCGUACGGACAGUCCACAGGCAACUCAUCAGUGGACGAAUUCCAUAUGCAAAGCAGCCCAACGAAAUGCUGAUAAACCUCUUCCAACUAAUCUCAUGUCAUUUGAGUAAAGGAAAAAACAAAAUACAGUAGACGGCAAAAUAGUUGCUCUCUUAGAAAUAAAAAUCUCUCUAUCUCUAUAUUUCUCAAACAUACACAACAUUUUUCGCAUGGUCAUUGAAUUUAAAAAAAAAAAGCUAAUAGAAUUGAAGACUGACAAAAUCAAACUCAUUCACUUGCAUACAUAAAAAUACAAAACAAAAACCACGACUUAACUAACAUCCUUAACUCAACUCUACUCAUUGUCGCUCUUUAAGGAUUUUUAAUUUGCUUCAAGGAAAGAAAUUGAUACAAAAAAAACACAAAACUCGACGACAGUUUUCUACUCUUCCCAAGGGAAACCCUAAUUCCUAGUUUAUAGAUUACUAAAACAUUAAAAUACA